GCUCGGCUGAAACGGUUCAAACAUCAGGGGGAAAACUAAAGCUCCUGAAAAUAAAGUGAGACUUCUCCAAAGUGACCGUUUUUCAAAGCCGGAAACGCUCGGCGUUACUGAAGCAGCACGUUCAGAGAUGAUUUCAGUUCAGCUGCUUGCGUUUCUCAGACUUGAGCGAGGAUGUGGUUGUGGCUACGAGACGUGCGCGCAUGCACGCGGGCCUUUCAUACCCGUGCGACGGCGCUCCAGUUGUGGGACCGCGCUCCGCCGCCGACACCGAAGCCCACAGGAAAUGGAAAAUGGUUUGCAAUUUCUCAAAACUGACACUGAGGCAUGCGGAGGUGAACUGCGGCGCCACUUCCCCUUUCACACGUCCGUCAGAGGUCAAAUGCAGCCCUCCCUCCCCACAGAGGGGCUUUUAUGCUCCAGAGGAAUUCCUUGUCUGGGACGGGGACGACUGGACGGAGGAAGGCCUCCCAGCGGAUCAGCGACCAGCGCUGGAACGAGGGCUCAGUCCUGAACGUGAAACUGUCCCGGGGGCGUGAAAGAGUUCUUCACAGAUUAUCUGUGGGAGAGCUGUGCGUCUGCCCGUUGAACUUGAGUGUCAUUAAGGAGGAAUCCGAAGCAUGCCAUUAGACGACUCAUCAGGAACGGUGACGGUGGAGGGACUGAGCUUCCAGCUCCAGGAGCUGAAGGUAAACUCUGAGAGAAAAGUGACCCUCCGUGACCCGGACUGACCUUCAGAAAAUGAACAGAACAAACUCACACAGGUGUUUAACACACACAUUCCCAAAAGCAGGGGAAGAAGCUGGUGUUUCCCACAUGUUUCAAGGACGGGACGACGAAUGGAAGCGUCCAGGUGUCUGAUAGCAGCAGAUGUUUGGAAUCAAUCGUCCUUGUGAUAGUGCAAGACACAACAGCAAUGGGGGGAAGGAUUCCCACCCCUCCUUCCUGACGGGCCUCUCAUUCGGUGAGGCACUCUGCAGCCGUCAGACGGAGCAGGACGCCGGCGAGCCGGGCGCCAUGGACAAGAAGGUGGUUCUCAUCACGGGCUGCUCCUCUGGGAUCGGCCUCAGCCUCGCCGUCCGGCUGGCCUCGGAUCCCGACAAGACAUUCAAAGUCUAUGCCACCAUGAGGAACCUGGCCAAGAAGGAGCGUCUUCUAGACUGUGUCAAAGGGCUGCACAGGGACACUCUGGACAUCCUCCAGAUGGACGUAACCGAGCAGAAAUCCAUCCUGGAUGCACGAGAGAGAGUUGUGGAGAAGCGAGUUGAUAUAUUGGUGUGUAACGCCGGUGUCGGUUUAAUGGGGCCGCUGGAGGCGCAGUCUCUGGACUCCAUGAGGCAGAUCCUGGAGGUCAACCUUCUGGGCACCGUCCAGACCAUCCAGGCCUUUCUGCCGGGGAUGAAGGCUCGGGGACGGGGCCGCAUCCUGGUGACGGGCAGCACGGGGGGGCUCCACGGUGAGACGGACCGAUGGUUCAGAAGACGCGUGCAGAGUUGUGCUCUAAAGCAAACCGCUGUUCUCUCAGGUCUCCCCUUCAACGAGGUGUACUGCGCCAGCAAGUUUGCAAUAGAAGGCACGUGUGAGAGUCUGGCUGUCCUCCUGCAGCACUUCAACAUACAAGUGAGUCUCAUCGAGUGUGGUCCGGUCAACACGGACUUCCUGGUCAACCUGCAGAAGGCCGAGCUGGGAGACGAGGCCCUGCAGGAGGUCGACGCCCAGACUCUCAGUCUUUAUGAGAAGUACCUGCAGCACUGCAGCACCGUCUUCCAAAACGCUGCACAGGACACCGAGGACAUCGUGAAGGUGUUUCUGGACGCCAUCACCUCACCCAGCCCUUCCUUCAGGUACUUCACCAGCGGCGACAUGCCGCCGCUCGCCAAGCUGAAGGUCACGGAUCCCGGCGGACUGCAGUACAUCGACGCGAUGAGCAGCAUCGUCUUCACCGAGCAGGCGCAGUAACGCCGCUCCCAUCUGUUCCUUUAACCGAUGUGUGCCGAGUAUCGAUUUGUUUCUGUAGCUCUGACCAACCAAAUAAAGUCGACUCGCUCUGACGCGUUGUUGUCGCCCAGCUGGUGACGGUUUCUGUGAGUUUAAAGGUUUUGGGAGUUCACAGGAAGGAGUGACUCACUGUUUGUUUUUCCAUUAGGUAGAAAAAUGAGUUGUACUUGUCACAACAACGAAAUACUCAUUCAGGACUGUUUUAAUACUUUUAUUAGCACUGCUUGACAGAAAUGUGUUAUUUGAUUUGAUAUUUUAAAUGUAUUGGAAGAUUUCUCUAAUUUUAGAAGUUAAAAUGAAAAUUCUGAAUAAAUG
Salarias fasciatus (jewelled blenny) is the source of this 2310-nucleotide messenger RNA. RefSeq names its product hydroxysteroid (17-beta) dehydrogenase 1 (gene hsd17b1). The coding region runs from base 868 to 1956 and encodes 362 amino acids. The transcript is spliced from 9 exons. Gene Ontology annotation, molecular function: estradiol 17-beta-dehydrogenase [NAD(P)+] activity. The record is from RefSeq and is a predicted model, not a curated record. Gene Ontology annotation, biological process: estrogen biosynthetic process. Gene Ontology annotation, cellular component: cytoplasm; cytosol. Lineage: Eukaryota; Metazoa; Chordata; Actinopteri; Blenniiformes; Blenniidae.